AUUCGUCUUCUUCCUUUCACCUCUCAUUACUUACAGUACAGUUCCAAGUUUGUUUUUUUUUGGUUAUCCGAUGAUUUGCAAGAAUCUUUAAGCUGGAAUUAGGGGAUCGUUCUACAUUAGUUUCUUUCACAUUACAUAUCAAUUAUCCCGUGGGUUUUGCAAUUCGAUGAUAUGCAACCAAUGUGAUGCUGGAAACAUUGGGAUUCUUCAAUAUUACUUGCAUUUUAUCGUUAAAGAUCGUCGAUAUAAAAGCUUAUGGAGGUCGAAUUUGAAGGAGGUUAUGCAUUCGGGAAUCGCACAAGAGGGCGCAUGAAAAGUGAGCAUAUCCAUAACAAAUACUUACUAAUGAAAUACAAGAAUGAUCCUUCAAAUCCAAUAAUGAUAGAUAUCGAUGUAGAUGCAUCUGAUUCUAUCAGGAUUACCCCCAUACCAACCACUGCUAAAGCUGGAGUUCUGACUCAAAGGUCGAGAUCCAAACCUGUUUCAACUGUGAAACCAAUUCAAAAUGUAGUAUCAAUACAAGGUCUACAUUCCGGACAUAGUGAUUCUAUUGAAGUGCUUCAUGAAAAUCGUUCAAAGCAGAAAUGUGAUCCACAUUCCAACUCCCAUUCACCUGUGCAUGGUUAUACAAAAUCAGACCCACACCCAGUUAUCAGCCAAAAUAAAACGAAAUCACCUCCACUUGUAAUAGCCAAAGUUGUGCAACAUCAGGAGAAGAAAGCUAGAGUAGAUGUGGCCAACCCUCAAGCAAUUAAGACAAAAGUUAAAGUCAAGAAACUGGAUAAUAGAAAAUCAAAGAAGGGAGUUCAUGUGGGUAUUCCAGCACAACCAAGGCGAAUACGUAUUCGUACAUCACCAAAAAUGUUAUUCUCCACAAUGCACUGUCUGACGAAUGGACAGAAGGAAUAUUUAUCAUCCAUUGGAUUUGGUCAACUUUUAAAUAUAAAAGUAGAUGGGUCGGCCUCACGAAUUGGGUACUAUAUGGUCAACAACUUUGACCCUGAACGCAUGGUAUUGAAUGUCGAUCGGGGUGAGAUACCAAUCACUAGGCAAUUGAUAAAUGACAUGCUGGGUCUCCCUCUGGGAAAUAUCAAUAUCAAUUCACUAAAGUUCACACCCGCUGAAGACAAAACUGUUGAUUUAUGGUCUGCACAGUUCAAUUUAGAAAAUGAUAUUAGGCCCAAAGGCGUACAAAGGGCGAUUAAGAGAUUAAAAGAUGUUGGGUUAUUGUUUAAAGUCAAUUUUUUGGUUCUUAUUUGUAACACCCUUGGACAAGCCAAGAGCAUGGGCACAUGUGAUCUUAUAUACCUGGAGCAUGUUUCAUGUGAUGCGGUUACGAUCGAUCGUGGAAGACCUACUAUAUGUUUCUGGGAUGUGGAAACCAUGCGGUUACGUGAGGAGUAUGAAAUCAGAAAUGGUGGAAUUGGUUCUGGUGAACUUCAGGAUCCUUACAUACCACAUGAUGGCAAUGCUGAAAAUGUCAACUCGGCGAAUGGAUCAGUUAAGGAAUACCUUUCCACCAUUGAAAGUAUGUUCAAUAAGCUAGUUGAGGAUAAUAAUUUGUUGGACUCAAAACUUGUAAAAGCAAUCGAAAGACAUCCUCUUGUUUGUGAUUUCUACGAAUGGAAAGCCAAGAUCAGAAUCUUCCAUAAUGAAGCAUCCGCGAAAUAUGGAGGUGGCAGUUCUACUGAUGCAGGCAACAUUGAACCUUUAUCCCAAUGGUGGUCAGACAACUCAUAA
Lactuca saligna is the source of this 1740-nucleotide messenger RNA. The record is from the annotation of a GenBank genome assembly. Lineage: Eukaryota; Viridiplantae; Streptophyta; Magnoliopsida; Asterales; Asteraceae.